AAGCUCUGUAAAGAUAUGAUACCAAAAUUACUAUAAAGUCUAAACAAUCUUAUUAUUUUUAUGCACCCAAAAGAAAAUAAUAUAACUCAAUCAAGAUCUCAAAUCAACCACAACUUGAGGAAGAAAACUCUUCAGUAUAGAGACAAAGCAUUGUGUUUUUGAAGACCAAUGAGAGACAUGACAGAGAUAAGAUCGGGACUUGAGUCGGAAUCUGAUCCUUACGCCGACGAUGAAAUAAGUAUAGUUCCACAAGUGGAGUUAACCGUGCCUAAAACCGAUGAUCCAACUGCACCGACGGUUACAUUCAGGAUGUGGGUUUUGGGCAUAGCCGCGUGCGUCCUCUUGUCAUUUGUCAACCAGUUCUUUUGGUACAGAACCAACCCUUUGACCAUCUCAUCUGUGUCUGCUCAGAUUGCUGUUGUUCCCAUUGGUCAUCUCAUGGCUAAGGUUCUUCCGACAAGGAGAUUUUUCCAAGGGACUAGGUGGUCUUUCACGAUGAAUCCUGGUCCGUUUAGUACCAAAGAACAUGUUCUUAUAACUGUGUUCGCAAACUCAGGCUCCGGAGCUGUUUACGCUAGUCAUAUUCUUAGUGCUGUUAAGCUUUUUUACAAGAGAAGGCUUGAUUUCUUUCCUGCUUUACUCAUUAUGAUCACAACUCAGGUAUUGGGAUUUGGUUGGGCUGGUUUGUACAGGAAACAUUUAGUUGAGCCUGGUGAGAUGUGGUGGCCAAGCAAUCUCGUUCAAGUAUCUCUUUUCAGAGCGUUGCACGAGAAAGAGGUGAAAUCGAAAUGGGGAAUUACUAGAAACCAGUUCUUUGUUAUCGCGCUAGUCACCAGCUUCUCAUAUUAUAUUCUUCCCGGUUACCUCUUCAGUCUCUUGACCACCGUCUCUUGGCUAUGUUGGAUUAGACCUAAAUCUAUUUUAGUAAACCAGCUCGGUUCAGGGUCAGUUGGUCUCGGUAUCGGAGCCUUUGGUCUAGACUGGGCAACCAUUGCGUCUUACCUCGGAAGCCCACUCGCUAGCCCGUUCUUCGCGACAGCAAAUAUAGCGGUCGGGUUCUUUCUUCUCAUGUACGUAAUCACACCCUUAUCGUACUAUCUAGACUUCUUCCACGCCAGAACCUUCCCAAUCUACUCCGGAAAACUCUUUGUAUCCAACGGACAAGAGUACAAGGUAAGGAACAUCAUCAACGACGAGUUCCGGCUUGAUCACAAGGCGUACGCAGAGGCAGGACCAGUCCACAUGAGCACUUUCUUUGCUGUUUCUUACGGGCUAGGUUUCGCCACCUUGACUGCUAGUGUUGUCCAUGUAUUGCUUUUCAACGGCAAAGAUCUUUGGAACCAAUCCAAAGGAGUGCUUCGUGGAAACAAGAAAAUGGAUAUACAUACAAAAAUCAUGAAAAGGAAUUACAAAGAAGUUCCUCUCUGGUGGUUCCUUUCGAUUUUCGCGGUGAAUAUUGCAGUUGUUAUCUUCAUGUGUUUUUACUAUAAGACGCAGAUUCAGCUUCCUUGGUGGGGAGCUUUCUUGGCUUGUUUGAUAGCUAUCUUCUUCACUCCUCUCGUCGGUGUGAUCAAGGCCACUACUAACCAGGCUCCGGGUUUGAAUAUUAUCACGGAAUACAUCAUUGGGUAUGCUUAUCCAGAGAGACCUGUUGCAAACAUAUGCUUCAAGACUUACGGAUACAUAAGCAUGUCUCAGUCUUUGACUUUCCUUGCUGAUUUGAAGCUUGGAGCUUACAUGAAAAUUCCCCCAAGAACCAUGUUUAUGGCACAGGUAGUGGGAACUUUAGUAGCAGUUCUUGUUUAUGCAUCAACAGCUUGGUGGCUAAUGGCCGAGAUCCCAAACCUCUGCGACACUUCUCUCCUUCCACCAGGAAGUCAAUGGACAUGCCCAACCGAUCGUGUCUUCUUCGACGCAUCAGUAAUCUGGGGACUUGUAGGACCGAGAAGAAUGUUUGGUGAUCUUGGAGAAUACGCAAACAUAAACUGGUUCUUCUUAGGAGGGGCAAUAGCUCCAGCGUUGGUCUACUUAGCCACAAGAAUCUUCCCAAAGAAGAAAUGGAUCUCAAACAUUCACAUGCCGGUUCUGAUUGGAGCCACUGCUAUAAUGCCACCAGCUACUGCGGUUAACUUCACGAGCUGGCUUGUUAUGGCGUUUGUGUUUGGACAUUUCGUGUUUAAGUACAAAAGAGAGUGGUGGCAGAGAUACAACUAUGUUCUGUCUGGAGGAAUGGAUGCAGGAACUGGGUUUAUGUCUGUGCUUUUGUUUCUUGCGUUGCAACGUAGUGACAUUAUGCUUGGUUGGUGGGGAAACUCUGGUGAAGGUUGUCCUGUUGCUAAAUGUCCAACUGCAAAAGGUGUGAUUGUUCAUGGUUGUCCUGUUUUCUAGACCAUUUAUGUUGGUUCUUAAGAGCAGUUUAAAUUAAGCCGAUUUUAUUUUGUAAGUUAUAAAAAUGUUUACUUAUUAAAAUGCCGAGAUGAAAAUGCUUUAAAAUCUC
This is a messenger RNA of Brassica napus (rape), 2497 nucleotides long. Its product is annotated as oligopeptide transporter 8-like. Gene Ontology annotation, biological process: transmembrane transport. Bases 169 to 2388 code for a protein of 739 amino acids. NCBI's taxonomy places the organism in Eukaryota, Viridiplantae, Streptophyta, Magnoliopsida, Brassicales, Brassicaceae. The record is from RefSeq and is a predicted model, not a curated record. The transcript is spliced from 6 exons. Gene Ontology annotation, molecular function: oligopeptide transmembrane transporter activity.